AUGGGUUUUUAUGAGCUUCUUUGCAUUUCUCGAGCUAAUUUAAUGGAGGCAAAUUUAAAGAAUUUAGUUAAAAUUACGGCCAAAUAUGUAUUAGAACAGGGUGGUGUUGUUAGAGGCUUUGAAAAUUGGGGAACUAUGCCAUUAGCCAUAAGAACACGAAGGCAUCAAGGAUAUCAUAAUGAUGGACAUUUCUGGUUGAUGCAUUUUGAUACCAAUCCGUUGGUGUUGGCUAAAAUAAGGAAAAAGUUAAAUUCAGAUCCUCGAGUAAUUCGUUGUAAUAUUGUAAAACUCGGACAAAAAUUAGAAGAUAUUGUAACGAGGCCGGACAAAACAUAA
Messenger RNA from Racocetra persica, 336 nucleotides. The record is from the annotation of a GenBank genome assembly. Lineage: Eukaryota; Fungi; Glomeromycota; Glomeromycetes; Diversisporales; Gigasporaceae.